AUCAGACGCAUCUCUCAAUUGUCUAGUGAUUGCAUUUUACUUUCAAAUCACAAUUUCCUCUCAUCGCUAAAGUCAUCAAUGGCUCCGAAGGCGGCAGAGAAGAAACCGGCUGGGAAGAAGCCAGCAGAAAAAGCUCCGGCAGAGAAAUUACCAAAGGCGGAGAAGAAGAUCACCAAAGAAGGCGGAAGCGAAAAGAAGAAGAAGAAAUCGAAGAAGAACAUCGAAACGUACAAGAUCUACAUCUUCAAGGUUCUGAAGCAAGUUCAUCCAGAUAUCGGAAUCUCUGGGAAAGCGAUGGGAAUCAUGAACAGUUUCAUCAACGACAUCUUCGAGAAACUCGCUCAGGAAUCAUCGCGAUUGGCUAGGUACAACAAGAAGCCGACGAUCACUUCUCGGGAAAUUCAGACGGCGGUGAGGCUUGUGUUGCCUGGAGAACUCUCGAAACACGCUGUUUCUGAAGGCACUAAGGCGGUUACAAAAUUCACCUCUUAGGGUUUAUAUCUCUUAAUUCUCGUUCGAAUUGGUUUAGUUUUAUCGCUUUCUUCUAGAAUUGUGGUGGUAAAUCUGUGAUUAGUGAGAUCUUUGAAUGAAUAGGUUUCUUCAUA
Messenger RNA from Arabidopsis arenosa, 605 nucleotides. Lineage: Eukaryota; Viridiplantae; Streptophyta; Magnoliopsida; Brassicales; Brassicaceae. The record is from the annotation of a GenBank genome assembly.